Messenger RNA from Darwinula stevensoni, 2406 nucleotides. NCBI's taxonomy places the organism in Eukaryota, Metazoa, Arthropoda, Ostracoda, Podocopida, Darwinulidae. The record is from the annotation of a GenBank genome assembly.
CUUUCCCUUUCCUGCCCUCUGCGUUUCUCAACUCAUUCCACACUUUCCUCUCCCGACGAUCUUAUCACUUUUGUCGCUAUCUUAUCUUCCAUCUCGGCACAAGACAUCCCAACGGAACAAGGAUAGAAAAGAAGGCAUGGAGGGAUCAAUAUUGAAGAAUGAAGCUUUCUUGGUCAUCGUCCUGUUCCUGACAGUACUGGCGGCUCACAGCGCCCAGGGACUCGCAAUUCCCAAGUACGACGAAGAAGCGGCGGACAUGGAAGGGAGAAUGGAGGCCAUCAGGAGGUUUCUCGAAGGUUCUCCAUACCAGCGACCGAGGCUUUUCUCUACUGAUUGGAACAGGGAAUCUAUGGAUCUCGACGACAUCAAGGAUAAGAGGGGCCUGGAUUUUGGAUUGGGCCGAGGUCACUCGGGUUCCUUGACUGCCAAAUAUCUUCUGGGUCAGCUGAUUGCCAACAAUCCGAAUGGGCCAGGACGGAAGUAGAAAAUAGAAAAAGAAGACGAUUGGUCAUUCUUCUCUUCAUUUGUUUCUCAACUCAACGAUAGUGAAGGACGAGCACCAAGGAUGAGAUAGACUGAACUCAGCAAUAAAAAGCAGCCAAACAGCCAAAAAAAAGGAAUCUACAAAGACAGCUGCAUUCACCCCUACACUACGAAGUGGACGGAUUUUGUUGCUGUACGAUACUGAACAAGUAGAACCUGGAAGCUGAGUUCUGGUUAAAGACUAUUCACUUCCCUGUAUAAUGUAAAGUUUGCUCUUAUAGGAAACCACGUCUUGUCAUCUCCAGGUGGCUUCGCUCAAAAAUGAAUUUGGCAGCACCUUCUGAGAACAACAUUUGGUUUCGCGUAGUGGGAAGGAGUAAAAAAAAAUCUAUAAUUAAUGAAGUUGAACAAGUUCACAUAGCCCCGCCCUGUUUAACCGUAGAUCCUACUCUGUCUCGCUCGAAAAAUUUUGACGUCAUGCUCAUCGUGGUGCAAUCUGGUUGGUGGGCGUGGUGGAGACCUACCUCCUGGGCGAAUAUUACAGAGUUAACCGAGUACGUCUUGACCGAUUCCAUGUUUCAAUUUGAAGCAAUUCAACCGUCUCGAAAGAAACAACCAAGAAAAAUUAUGUAGGAUGGAGGUUUUUUUUUCUCCGUUUACUUCGCCAUGUCAUGCCCUGCUUAUGGGGGUUCAACAAUUACGGAAAAUUAACGUUAAAUAUUCAAAUCAUGUCAAUUUAAAAGGAAUUUCAUGGCCGUGACAUCGAGGCUCCUGGUCCACUGAAAGUGGAAGUUAGAUCAUCGUCCUGGGUUCCAUUGUUUAGAAAUACCGCGAAUCAUCGAGCCACCUUUAGCGUAUCGUGGUCUUUUAUUACAGUCACUAAGGUCUUUUUCGACUGUCAACAUCUGCGCAAUAAAGAACGACCAAAGAUACCAUUUCCCCAACGCAGAAGUUUGCGGGAUGGAAGUGCGUCUCUUCUUGAUAAUUUGUUGCCAAAAAGCCAAAGCAGAGUUCUAGCCGCUUGUGAAGGCACAUGCUUCUCAUUGGCCUGUAAGUGUCGAAGACAAUGACUUUCUGCAUUUAGCCCUUUAUUAUUUUUCCACAACGUCUCUAAUUGCAUUUUUUUUGCGAAUUCCAAGAAAGAUUAGUUACAAAUGAGUGUUUCUUUGGAUGACGACGGAAAAUCACUUUCGUAUUAUUUCCAUGGAGUUCUGUUUUUAGAUAUCCAAUUGGAGGCUUAGGUUAGCAGACGGCUGUUUUCGUCAAAUAUUUUUCGAGUGAGACAAAUUGUAAAUCCUGUGACUAAAUGAAUAAACCCUUCAGCAGGAGGCAUUAUUUAUUAUCGACGUAACCGUUUAGUUUGGUUAAUCGAAUUAUGCAUGCCCCGUUGGAUUCGUUUUGCUUUCUCCAAGGCUUCUUCCUCGAUUUAUUUUCCAUGUUCGAAUGUGUAGCAUCCCCUCCCCUACCUUACAGCAAAUUCCAAUCUCAAGAGUUUUUCUCGAGACUGAGGACACGCUUCGUUUUUUGAGGGUUGAUCAAAAUGGUGCAGCAUGAGGGGGCAAUCCACACUGAUCAGCCAUUUUUCGUCAUUCAACUCAAAAUCUCCGUUCCCUUGCAAACAAAGCCACGAUCGAUGCCAUGACAAUCACGAGACAGAUUUUCCUUAAUUUACGCUUCCAUCAUUUCCCAUUAGACGAGUUCUCUUGGACGAACUCGAAUACUAAAGCCAGUUGUGGAAGAUGAUCACCAAGGUGACUAAUAAUCGAAACGUGUCCUCCUUUUCGAGGGUGAUACAGGCUUUUCUUCAUCUGCCGAGAUUUUCUUUCCACAUGCAAUGAACACCAGGAACUUUAAAAUCCACUUUAAAAAAUUGCAUACCUUUUUUUUUGCAGUUGACAGGAUUUCAACAUGAAAUAAAAACGA